GAUGCCCCUGUAAAAAAGUGGUCAGUCCACCCACUGGACGCGAUUAGGGGGAGAAGAAACCCCCGAAAAAGAAUAGCCUCGAGGUCUGGAGCUCCCAAAUUAAAAGGUUGACAGAGCCAAGGGGGCCUCUGUAACUUGCUGUUGCUGGCAUGGCUUUCCAAGGGAAGAAGCUCAUCAACAAGCCCGAUGAUGUGGUGACAGAAUUUAUUGAAGGUUUGGUGGAAACAUAUUCUGGAUUACAGUACUUGGAUGGUUUUCCUAAGGUGAAAGUUGUUUUACGAGCUGAUGUUUCAGGUGCAACAUACAACAAAGUUGCCAUAAUAUCAGGUGGUGGAAGUGGACAUGAGCCAGCACAUGCUGGAUUUGUUGGGGAAGGAAUGCUGACAGCAGCUAUUUGUGGUGAUGUUUUUGCCUCUCCACCGGUUGAUUCGAUUCUGGCUGGAAUUCGAGCUGUAACUGGACCUAUGGGAUGUCUUCUCAUCGUGAAGAAUUAUACUGGUGAUCGUUUGAAUUUUGGUUUGGCUGCUGAGCAAGCAAAAUCGGAAGGAUAUAAAGUAGAGACUGUUAUUGUUGGAGACGAUUGUGCUUUGCCUCCACCUAGAGGUAUAGCUGGCCGUAGAGGUUUGGCCGGGACUGUACUUGUUCACAAGGUUGCUGGAGCUGCUGCUGCUGCAGGGCUUUCUCUUUCAGAUGUUGCAAUGGAAGCGAAACAUGCGGCUGAAAUGAUUGGAACAAUGGGAGUUGCAUUGUCAGUUUGCACAUUGCCUGGCCAGGUUACAUCAGAUCGUUUGGGCCCAGGGAAGAUGGAGCUUGGUCUUGGAAUUCAUGGUGAACCUGGUGCUGCUGUGGCUGACCUUCAGCCUGUUGAUGUGAUAGUAUCUCAUGUUCUUAAGCAAAUAUUAUCACCGGAAACUAACUAUGUUCCAAUAACACGAGGUAAUAGAGUGGUGCUAUUGGUUAAUGGGUUAGGUGCUACCCCAAUGAUGGAGUUAAUGAUUGCAUCUGGGAAGGCAGUUCCAAAACUGCAGCUAGAGCAUGGGUUGGCUGUUGACAGAGUGUACACUGGGUCAUUUAUGACUUCUCUUGAUAUGGCAGGUUUUUCAAUUACCAUCAUGAAAUCAGAUCAAACAGUCUUGCAACGGUUGGAUGCUGCUACCAAGGCUCCUUGUUGGCCCAUUGGUGCUGAUGGCAGUCACCCACCUGCCAAAAUACCUGUUCCAGUGCCACCACCAACUCUUGCAACAAAGAAUGGGGAGACAUUAGGUGGACCCCUUCAACUGAGUCAACAAGGCAUUAUUCUAGAGGCUGCAAUUCAGGCAGCUGCCAAUGCAGUGAUCAAUCUAAAGGAUACUUUAAAUGACUGGGAUAGUAAAGUGGGUGACGGUGAUUGUGGGUCGACGAUGUUUAGGGGUGCAACUGCUAUUCUUGAGGACAUAAAAUGCUAUCCACUGAACGAUGCUGCCGAGACAGUGAAUGAAAUUGGAUCAUCCAUUAGAAGGGUUAUGGGAGGAACUAGUGGGAUCAUAUAUACAAUAUUUUGCAAGGCAGCAUAUACAAAAUUGAAAUCAAGCAGCCAGGAUGACAUCACCCCACAGAUAUGGGCUGAAGCAUUAGAAGCUUCCAUAGCUGCAAUUAGCAAGUAUGGUGGGGCUACUGCUGGUUAUCGAACAUUACUUGAUGCCCUAAUUCCCGCGUCUGAAGUUCUUAGAAAGAGGUUAGAUGCUGGUGAAAAUCCCACCACUGCUUUUAUUCACUCAUCUGAAGCAGCAUCGAGUGGGGCUGAAGCAACAAAAAACAUGCAGGCUCUGGCUGGCCGUUCGUCAUAUGUAUUCGGGGAGGUCCUCGCAGCAGUUCCAGAUCCAGGUGCGAUGGCUGCAGCAGCAUGGUAUAGAGCUGCGGCUUUGGCUGUCAGGGACAAGUGCCAGGCUGCUUCAUGAGCAAAUACGUCAUGCUUUCAUGUACCAUCUGCAUCUGCGCCUUUUUAUCUGCAGAUUCGACUGUUGUAAUUUUUUGUUCAUAAUUUUGUUUUGAUAUUUAGAGCUUUCUGAUUAUGCAUUUUUUAACCUUUUUUUUUUUUUGAUAAAGCCGAGAAAGCAAAUUCAUUUAGGGACAGAUUAUCAUAAACCAUCAACCCCAGAAAAAGCAUGCUUGAACGUGUGGCUGAAUCGUUUUUGUGCUUUUGUCGCGUCCCUUCUCCAGAGGGUUCAGUUUUACUUUUAUGAUUAUAUGUGCUAUUGAUGGACGCUACCAGCAUUAAAAGUAUCCCCUUGUGUAGUGUA
Molecule: messenger RNA, 2279 nt
Organism: Momordica charantia (bitter melon)
Lineage: Eukaryota; Viridiplantae; Streptophyta; Magnoliopsida; Cucurbitales; Cucurbitaceae
Product: putative 3,4-dihydroxy-2-butanone kinase
Biological process (GO): glycerol catabolic process
Cellular component (GO): cytosol
Molecular function (GO): ATP binding; glycerone kinase activity
Source: RefSeq, a predicted model, not a curated record